UACUAACAUUUUCUAUAUGCAGGCAAUUCCAACUAAGAAAAAAGAAACAAGGGGAUAUCAGGAGAAUUGUUGCCAUGCUGCAGGUUCAAGAAGUUUUGCGGUUAUUCAAGAUCAGAUGGAAAUUAAAGAAGGAAGAAUUGCGUCUCGAUCAGAGCUAUAUUGUGUUGUCCAUACCAACAAGAAAGGAGAGCCUGUGGAUGCCUAUUUUGCAGGAAAGAUGGUUAAUUCGCAAACGAAGUAGUAACAAUGGAGAUUCACAAACUGGACAAAAAAAGCCAACCAAGAGAAGAAGAACUUCCAAUCCGACUACAAGGAAAUCAAGUUCGAAAAAGGACUCACAAGCUAAUGCCUCGAUGCAGAAUGCACUAGUUGCAGCAAUGUAAUUGAGAG
Brachypodium distachyon (stiff brome) is the source of this 390-nucleotide messenger RNA. RefSeq lists its product as uncharacterized. Lineage: Eukaryota; Viridiplantae; Streptophyta; Magnoliopsida; Poales; Poaceae. The coding region runs from base 75 to 383 and encodes 102 amino acids. The record is from RefSeq and is a predicted model, not a curated record. The transcript is spliced from 3 exons.